AUGGGAGGAGUUUCUUGCCUCAAGGGGGUAAGUAAACACCUUCAGUUUCUUUUCAAGCCGCGCUUUCAUGUGGAGCUUAGUGACCGGAGUUUUCCUCCAACAUGAGGCUUUCACGGCGUGGACGUGGGAGGAAACCGGACUUUCAGCACACCUGCCCGACCUACUGAACGCCUCAGUGACCAGAGACAGGUGAACUCAGAGGCUGUUUGCUUUGACCAGACUUGGACUGGAAACAUGUCUGUCCAUGUGAAGGAGGUGUCAAGAGGCCAGGACAGCCAAGUGCUGCCAAAGGUCCCCGUACCCCCACUGAAACAAACUCUGGACACAUAUUUAAAGUGCAUCCAGCCCCUUGUGAAAGAUGAUCAAUUCAAGAAGACUAAAGCCAUCGUGGAGAAGUUUGGGUCUCCUGGAGGAGUUGGGGAAGUUCUUCAGAGGAAGCUUUUAGAGCGGAGGGAAAAAACUGCCAACUGGGUGUAUGACUACUGGCUGGAGGACAUGUACCUGAACAACAGACUGGCCCUUCCAGUCAACUCCAGUCCUGCCAUGGUAUUUCCAAAACAGACAUUUCGAGAUCAAAAGGAUGCUCUCAGGUUCGCUGCUCAUCUCAUCCAAGGAGUGUUGGAGUAUAAGGCCCUCACUGAUGCGAGAGUGCUGCCAGUGGAUUUUGCCCGAGGCCAGUUAGCUGGGACUCCUCUUUGCAUGGAGCAGUACUACCGUCUCUUCACCUCCUACCGCUAUCCAAGGUUGAAGACAGACAUGUUAAAAGUGCACAUGGAUGCAGCCUCAUUGGAGCCAGAGCACAUCAUUGUAGUGUGCAAGAACCAGUUUUUCUCAUUGGAAGUGGUUGUGAACAACAAGCAGCUCAAUGAGGCUGAGAUCUUAUCCCAGCUGGAGAAGAUUGUAAAAAUGUCUGAAAAUGCUGAACAGAGACACCCUCCUUUUGGUCUCCUGACGUCAGACGGGAGGACAGAAUGGGCACAAGCAAGAGAGGUGGUAAUUAAAGAUAAAACCAACAAAGACUCCCUGGCCCUGAUUGAGAGCUGUGUAUGUGUGGUGUGCCUCGAUGAGCCCUGCGGGCUUCCACCCAGUGACACAAAUAGAGCUCUAAUGAUGCUGCAUGGUGGUGGUCAUGAGAAGAACGGUGCAAAUCGCUGGUAUGACAAGUCCAUGCAGUUUGUCAUAGGGAUGGAUGGUGUGUGUGGGGUGGUGUGUGAGCAUUCUCCUUUUGAGGGAAUAGUUAUGGUGCAGUGUUCUGAAUUCCUGAUGAAACACAUAAAAGGGAGUCCCUCCAAGAUGGUUAAGCCCUCCAGCUCUAGAGAGUUUCACCCUCCAAAAAGGCUGCUCUGGAAAUCCAACUCCCACAUUCAAGGCCUCUUAGCAGCAUCCGGAGACAGACUCCAGCGGCUGGUGAAUAAUCUCGACAUGGACGUUUUCGUAUUUGAGACCUAUGGGAAGGAGUUCAUCAAAGGGCAGAAGAUGAGUCCAGAUGCGUUUAUACAAGUUGUCUUACAGCUUGCAUUUUACAAGUGCAAGGGAAGGCUUGUGUCCACAUAUGAGAGUGCAUCACUCCGCCGUUUCCAAGAAGGUCGGGUAGAUAACAUUCGAUCAGCCACUCCAGAAGCUCUGGCCUUUGUGCAGACUAUGGCCGACGAGAGAGCUGCAUUCACUGAUUCAGAAAAAUUCAAAAGACUGAGGGAUGCCACCAAUGCCCAGACAGAUUAUACAAUAGCCGCUAUUACAGGAAUGGGAAUAGACAAUCAUCUCCUCGGACUUCUGAAGAUCUCAAAGGAGCUCAACAUGGAGAAGCCAGAGAUCUUCUGUGAUGAGACGUACCUGGCCAGUAACCAUUUCAUCCUCUCAACCAGUCAGGUUCCUACAACACUGGAAAUGUUUUGCUGCUAUGGUCCAGUGGUGUCCAACGGCUAUGGCGUCUGCUACAACCCACAGUCAGACUACAUCAUCUUCUGCGUGUCGAGUUUCUGGGAGAACACGGAGACGAGCUCUGCUGUUUUUGUUAAGGCCCUAAACGAAGGCCUAUUGGAAAUCAAGGAUCUGUGCAAUAGAAGUGGGGCUGCAGCUACCAAACCGGUUAACAGCAGCCAGCCAGCUGGCCGGCCCCAUAAAUCAGGAAAGUGAGCCAUAACAAGAGUGCACGCCUACUAACCCGCGUCACUCAACAGGCUUAGAUUUACACUCAGUAGCUUAUUUAGAUGCCUUUGUGUGUUUGUGCAGCAGUGUUCCUGACACAACAAAAUGAAACCCUUAAAGUGAAUGUGUAGAUAGAUAUACUUUGUAAAUGUUAUAAAAACAACAUUGGAUCUGUGAAGACGGCAGAUUGAUGUCAGGUCCAAAACGGACUCUGGUGGACUGAAGUUAACUGGUCUGCUGUUCUCAAGGAGCUCAAAGCCAUGUCCUUUUCAUAGCUCUGAUAUGAGGGUAAACUUCUCUGUCAGCGUAAUUGUAGUUUAAAGUGUAUUGUCACUCACUGUGCAGUAUUGUAACGCGACAGAAAAAUUUGGAUCCAAUAGCAAUUGUGACAACCUGUAAGUGUGAUCCAACUUCAGUCUGUGUACUAUGUUACCACUGUGAGGUCUGUUUAAAUGUGUAGUUAUACUUAUUUAUUUAAACAACAUUGCCAAAGAUGAUGUGCAUAAUUAUGUGACGUUUUUCUACGAAAGCACUUUAAAACAUUUGCUGUAUAUAAACAUAGACGAUAAUACUUGUGCACAAGAAUGACUUAUAAUGCAAGUAACAAGAAAAUAAUAGGUGGUAGGAUUCUGUUUCAGUGCAAUAUUUAAAUUCUUGUUAUCAGUUGUAGUCUGUAUUACAGCAAUAGUUAGAGAAAUGGGUGUUAGGUGUAGUAAACAGAGAUGUUUUAUCAUUUAGAUGCAGUCCAGAUCAAAGAUGUCUUGUAACAGUUGAUCAGUGCGGCAAAGAAAAAAUAUAUACUUCCAGGGUGUUUUAUGUGCAAUUUGCCAGAGCGAUUCAUUAGAUGCAUGGAUUGUAUGUGUUAUUUAAUUUACUAAAGAUGCUAUUUUUAUAGUCAGACAGAGAAAUGUAAUAAUGUAAUACACUAUAAUAAAUGAUAAGACGUGUCAGACCUAGUCACUCAGUGGGCGGCUCGAAAGACAUUAUAUGUUGAGUCUGUUGUGGUUUUUGUUGUGAUAGAUCAAAUAAAUCUGUUCUUAAAUGUGAAGUUUUUUGUUGCCUUGUGUCCAGAAGACACAUGUUGUGUGUAUCUCUCAGCCAAAGUUAAAAUCGUAUUUAAAAAUCUAAAUGAAAUAAAGUUGUUCCACAAAAUAUGUCUGUUUAUUCUUAAAAAGCUGCUUCAACGUGUUCAAAAUGCUUGAAAUCAGAUAUGAUCAGAGAUGAAUGUUUUGUUUUGUUUAAAAUGUGCUUUUCCUUUCACAUAGGCUGUGUUGUGCAUGCCAUACUGUAUGUAAAAGUUAAUCAGCAUUGUUGUUCAAAGAGUAUUUUGUUUGUGCAGAAUUGUUUUCUGACACCAUCACUAUGCUGUUAUGUGGUCUGGAUAAUUACUGUUAAGGUUUUUAAUGGCAAACUGUAACAACUGUGACACUUUAAUGAAAAAGAAAAAUGAUUGUCAAAGAAUUUAACAACGCAAAGUAAAACUUUGUCAUUUCUGCUUUUAAAUGUAUAUUAAAUUACCAAAAUAUUUAAUUUACCUGACAGUUGUACCUGACUUCACUUGUAUAUGUUCUUGAAAAUAGUUUGUGAAAAUGCUAAAUGUGGAAUGUGGGGUUUUCAUCAGCUGUAAGCCAUAAUCAUCACAAUCAUAACAAAUAAAGGCUUGAAAUAUC
This is a messenger RNA of Nothobranchius furzeri (turquoise killifish), 3818 nucleotides long. Its product is annotated as choline O-acetyltransferase. The record is from RefSeq and is a predicted model, not a curated record. NCBI's taxonomy places the organism in Eukaryota, Metazoa, Chordata, Actinopteri, Cyprinodontiformes, Nothobranchiidae. Gene Ontology annotation, molecular function: choline O-acetyltransferase activity. Gene Ontology annotation, cellular component: cytoplasm; neuron projection. Gene Ontology annotation, biological process: neuromuscular synaptic transmission; acetylcholine biosynthetic process.